This is a messenger RNA of Adineta ricciae, 3459 nucleotides long. Lineage: Eukaryota; Metazoa; Rotifera; Eurotatoria; Adinetida; Adinetidae. The record is from the annotation of a GenBank genome assembly.
AUGACUUCAAAUCAAAGUGAAGAUUCAGGCUCUCUUCACCGUCUGCCAGGCACUGAUGAUCAACAAGUCGGUGGUUUGAUUAUCAAAAAGAAGACUCAAGCAAAUUCGUCAGAUGAACAACAUGUUUUCAAAAUGCCACAAAUUCCGCCGACAACGUCAGUCUUGGGUCUGGAUAAAUUAGCAGCAGAGAAACGUCGUGUACAAUCAUCAGCCAGCACCACAGAACCAAAGCGUUCGAAAACCUCCUCAUUCGAUGACAACGACGACGAUCAUAAAUCACAUAGUAACAAAUCUCGACAUUUACGAGAAAAACGAGAGGAAACACCAUCUUCAACACGUUCAUCUCAUCAUGACUACUAUGAUCGAAGUCGGCCAGCACCUAAACAUAAACAACGUGGCUUAGCAUAUGGACAAGAAGCACAAAAGCAACAUCGAAAUGGUGGUCAUCGAAAUGGAGACGACGACGACGAUGACGAGGAUCGUUAUGCCACACCGAAUAUUCGUGGUAGUCGAGAUUCGCCAUCGCGAACAUCAUGGGAUGAGGAAGACUCUAACAGAAAAAGAUCGCAAUGGGAACAUCCGACACCAAAUAGUAACUACAGUCGGUAUGAAUAUCGAAGACGUCGCGAUACUGAUUAUUAUAAUCGAAAACGUAAUGAUACUCCACUGCCUACACCAAGUUUUCGUAAGAAUAAACAUGACGAUCUGGAUGAUAAUGAAGAUGAGCGACAAACUUGGGAAGAGGAACAAAAGCGUAUCGAACGUGAAUGGUACAAUGACGAUGAUGUCGUCGACGAGGAGUCGAAUGCAUUCACUAGUGUCAGUGAUGAAUAUACCAAGAAGAAGGAAGAAGCAUUAGAAUUACGAAAAAAGAAGCGUAUGUCUGCACAACAGCGACAAAUCAAUCAGGAUAUUGAACGAUGGGAAGAGAAUCGAAUGGUUCGUAGUGGCGUUGUACGAAAAGUCAAUGUUGACGAAGGUUUCGACGAUGAAGGAGAAAGUCGUGUACAUUUAUUGGUUACCAAUCUUGUCCCGCCGUUUCUCGACGGUCGUAUUCGAUUUACUCGACAAUUCGAGCCAGUUAUUCCUGUGAAAGAUCCGACAUCUGACAUGGCAAUCAUAUGUCGAAAAGGUUGCCAGUCUGUACGGAAAUAUCGUGAACAGAAAGAACGACGUUUAGCACAAGAAAAAUUCGAAUUGGGUGGAACUAAGUUAGGAAAUAUCUUAGGCAUCAAGCGACGUGAUGUGAAAGAUGAUCAAUCAGAGGAUGUUGAUUAUAAGAAGUCACAGAAGUUCGCUGAGCAUAUGCAAGACCAAAUGGAGGCCGUUUCGGAUUUCGCUCGAAAAAAGACAAUAGAUGAACAAAGAAAAUACCUUCCAAUCUACGCUAUUCGAGCAGAUCUACUGAAAAUCAUACGCGAGAACAGCAUUAUCAUUUGUGUUGGAGAAACAGGAUCAGGAAAAACAACACAGAUGACACAGUAUCUUCAUGAAGCUGGUUAUACAAAACGUGGUAUGAUUGGAUGCACACAACCACGUCGUGUUGCUGCUAUGUCCGUGGCUAAACGUGUAUCCGACGAAAUGCAGUGUAAACUUGGUGAUGAAGUCGGAUACGCUAUUCGAUUCGAAGAUUGUACAUCUGAUAAAACUUUGAUUAAAUAUAUGACCGAUGGUAUUCUAUUGCGUGAGAGUUUAACUGAUCCUGAUCUUGAUCACUACUCAGCGGUUAUCAUGGACGAGGCUCAUGAGCGUAGUUUAAAUACCGAUGUUUUGUUCGGUCUUCUGCGAGAAGUUGUCGGUCGUCGGCAAGAUCUCAAACUUAUCGUCACAUCAGCCACUAUGGAUUCGGAAAAGUUUAGUGACUUUUUUGGCAAUGUACCGAUAUUUAUCAUACCGGGUCGAACAUUUCCUGUCGAGUCGUUCUUUAGUAAAGCUUGUGUGGAAGAUUAUGUUGAUGCCGCUGUGAAACAAUCAAUUCAAAUCCAUUUAGGCGCCGGUGAUGGUGAUAUUCUUGUUUUUAUGCCUGGUCAAGAAGACAUUGAAGUAACAUGUGAAUUAAUCAAAGAACGUCUAAAUGACCUUGAAGGUGCUAAGCCGCUGAGUAUCUUACCAAUCUAUUCCCAGUUACCAAGUGAUUUACAAGCAAAGAUCUUUCAAAAGGCUGAUGAUGGUAUACGUAAAUGUGUCGUGGCAACAAAUAUUGCCGAAACAUCACUGACAGUCGAUGGUAUUAUGUAUGUCGUCGAUUCUGGUUAUUGCAAAUUGAAAGUAUAUAAUCCACGUAUUGGUAUGGAUGCCUUACAAGUCUAUCCAGUUAGUCAGGCCAAUGCCAAUCAACGAAUGGGUCGAGCUGGACGAACAGGGCCGGGACAAUGCUUUCGACUCUAUACUGAGCGUAACUUUCGUGAAGAAAUGCUCAAAAGUAACGUACCCGAAAUUCAACGAACCAACCUUGCCAACGUUAUUCUCCUACUGAAAUCUCUCGGCAUCCAAGAUCUCUUACAAUUCCAUUUCAUGGAUCCGCCACCACAAGACAACUUGAUGAAUUCAAUGUAUCAAUUAUGGAUCUUAGGAGCGCUGGAUAACACAGGAGCUUUAACUCAAACAGGUCGUCAGAUGGUGGAAUUUCCACUGGAUCCUGCUUUGUCACAAAUGUUAAUUACAUCCGUCGACAUGGGUUGCAGCAAUGAAAUUCUGAUAAUUGUCUCCAUGCUUUCUGUUCCUUCGAUAUUUUUUCGUCCAAAGGGUAAAGAAGAAGAAUCGGAUGCAAAACGAGAAAAAUUUCAAGUGGCCGAAAGUGACCACUUAACAUUGCUGCAUGUUUACAUUCAAUGGAAGAAAAGUGGUUAUUCGAAUAAUUGGUGUUCCGAUCAUUUCAUUCACGCGAAAGCAAUGAGAAAAGUUCGCGAAGUUCGACAACAGUUAAAAGACAUCAUGGAUUCGCAAAAAUUAGAUGUGAAAUCUACUCGAGAUUGGGAUAUUAUACGUAAAUGUAUUUGCGCUGCUUACUUUCAUCAAGCUGCUCGACUGAAGGGUAUUGGAGAAUACGUUAACUUACGUACAGGUAUGCCAUGUCAUUUGCAUCCGACUAGUGCAUUAUUUGGUUGUGGAUUUACUCCUGAUUAUAUUGUUUAUCAUGAACUUAUUAUGACUACAAAGGAGUAUAUGCAAUGUGUAACCUGUGUGGAUGGCCAUUGGCUUGCUGAACUUGGUCCGAUGUUUUUCACUCUGAAAGAUUCCGUGAAAACUCGUAGCGAACGUGCGCGAAAAGAAAAGUCAGAAGCAUUGACCAUGGAAGAAGAAAUGCGUCUUGCGCAAGAAAAAAUGAAUCGAGCUAAAGAAGAAGCCGAAGCAGCUGACUCGACUCCAUCGGUCAGAAAUCGAAUUGUAACACCAUUCAAUCGUAUACAAACUCCAGGAACAGCGCGAAAAUUUACACCAUUUCGUAGUGGAAUUUAA